UCUCCCAAAUAUGAUGUGUGUUUCUCUUUGGAACAUGAACUAAUUUACUCACGUCAAUGUUUCAAUGUCGUGUUUAUGGGGGGUUUGCAAUUCUUCCCAGAUUUACAUUUAUUAGAAGCUUUAACAACUUUAUUACGAUGACAUUUCAUUUUACUUUCUCCAGCGGAAACUACGAGGAACAGCAGACGUCUCUGUUUCCGACCGGAACAGAUUUGCCGUCGGACCGUGUGAGGAUCGUGACGUGGUGAUUGGUCGCUGAGCUGCACCUCGGAAUUGAUCAACUUAGAGCAAAACUCCUUCGUGACCAGGUCUCCGGACGCGUGUUCGACCCACGGACACGACCCGCUUCACGUGGACUGAGAAGUUCGUUGCUUUGUUUUUGGUUCGUGACUCAAAAGGUGUUUGUUGCGGGAUUGUGUCUGGGCCGUGUGUGUGUGCGUGGGUUUGUUUGUGUGUGUGAGAGAGAGAGAGAGAGCGAGUGACGGCGGCAGCAUGAAGCUCUACAGCCUCAGCAUCAUCUACAAGGGAUCCACCAAGUCCAACCUCCUGAAGGCGGCCUACGACCUGUCCUCCUUCAGCUUCUUCCAGCGCUCCAGUAUUCAGGAGUUCAUGACCUUCACCAGUGCCUUGAUCGUUGAGCGAACAUCACAAGGAAGCCGUGCCUCUGUCAAAGAACAAGAGUACCUGUGCCAUGUGUAUGUGAGAAACGACAACCUGGGCGCCGUGGUCAUCGCAGAUACUGAAUACCCACAGAGAGUCUGUUUCACAUUGCUGGAAAAAGUACUCGAGGAAUUCUCCAGGACAGUGGACAGUAUAGACUGGCCGUCUGGUAACCCUGGAACUAUAACCUAUGCAGCCCUAGAUAGUCACCUCUCUAAAUACCAGUGUCCGGCUGGUUAGAAACGUCUUUCUUCGUGAACUGCUGAUCGGUUUCAAAUGACGACAUGCCUUUUGGUUCUGUAUUUUAAGACGCGUCUGCUCUCUCUCUGCUGUAUGCGAGUAGGUUUUGCGGAUAUACAACAUCUUCAGGCUGCAUUGAUGUUGAGUGCCUGUGUGUGUGUCUGUGAGAUCAGAAUUGUCUCUUUCUGCUUUUACAGUGUAAACGUUCGUGCAAUAUCUCUGCAGACUGUUGGUGUCUCUCUCUGAAGCAGGGGGAAUAAAUGGAAAUAUUUCCCAUAAAUCACAGUAAAUUUGAACUUUGUAUUUGCUAUAUAUUAUGACCAACUCCUAUGUGAGGCUUGUCCAGGGUUCUUUCUGAGAUAUUUGUCUGAUUUCUUCUUUUCAAAAAAAUAUCCCAAUUCCUGUGCUGGAUUUGAAGUCUGUGGAGUUGUAUUAUGGAUUUUUGCAGGUGACGUCUUACUGACCAGUGUGUUAACCGGUCUGCAUUAAACGUUUCCCUCCAGAUGUGGUCUGCACAGUUUAAACAGUAAAAAAUGACUUCAGAUAAUAAACAGCUCUUUCCUAUCUGUA
Platichthys flesus (European flounder) is the source of this 1470-nucleotide messenger RNA. It is a transcript of the gene ykt6, whose product is annotated as YKT6 v-SNARE homolog (S. cerevisiae). Gene Ontology annotation, cellular component: Golgi apparatus. Gene Ontology annotation, molecular function: SNAP receptor activity. Gene Ontology annotation, biological process: endoplasmic reticulum to Golgi vesicle-mediated transport. Lineage: Eukaryota; Metazoa; Chordata; Actinopteri; Pleuronectiformes; Pleuronectidae. The record is from RefSeq and is a predicted model, not a curated record.